Brassicogethes aeneus is the source of this 842-nucleotide messenger RNA. The record is from the annotation of a GenBank genome assembly. NCBI's taxonomy places the organism in Eukaryota, Metazoa, Arthropoda, Insecta, Coleoptera, Nitidulidae.
AUAUUUUCUUUUAUUCAAAUUCUGAUUAUUAUUUUUUUUCGUAAUUUUAGAAAGCAGUACAAUAAGUGAAGACUUGGACUUAACAGAAGAGAUCGAAGAAAUGUUGCCUUUCAAAACUAUCAACGAAUUAGAAGAAUUCGACAAAAGACUGGCAGACGUGGAAACUUUCAGACAAACGACAAUGUACAUGAAAAAUAUUGGCGGUCCCAACCAAAUGGAGCAUGUUCAAAAAAUUUUGCAAAAAUUCUUAUCAGACGAGGUGGCAUUCCAUUACAACGUCGGAGGGAAACUUUUGAAAAAAACGGAUUCUCGCAAAAGAAAGCGUUCAUUUAAAAACACAAAGUUAUUUGACUGUAUCAUUGCUGGAACUAAAGCUGAACAUACAAUAGUUGAGAAUAGGCUAAAGUUCAAAAUUGGGAAGUGGCUUGCUGGAGCAAAUUUGCGUCUUAUUCUUCAGAGAAAACGGAGAGCCCGAGAGAUCCUAUAGUAUAUUAAACUAUUUUAAGUAGUUAACUAAGAGGGUUUCCCAAAAGUCGCGCACCACCUUAUGAUCUACAGACCCCAGGAAUCCUAUUUUUUUUUAAUGUUACCUUUAUUAUUUUUAAUAUACAUUUUUCAAAUGGCAAGAUUGCCUGAUAGGAAGUAUCAGUGGUGUGAUUUAAAUAGAUAAUAAUCAAUUAACCAAUUAAUUGUUGUGAUAAUUAGUUGUUGGGACAUUAUAUUGUUAAAGUAAAGUAAAAUGUGUUUUCCCAUAAGAUGAAAUAUUAAUUCGUUAUGAUCAUUGUUUAAACAUUAUGUACAUUAGGCCAAAUCAAUAAUAAUAAUAAUAAUAUUAAUAGGAC